This is a messenger RNA of Tremella mesenterica DSM 1558, 1592 nucleotides long. RefSeq lists its product as uncharacterized. Gene Ontology annotation, cellular component: mitochondrial matrix. Gene Ontology annotation, biological process: tricarboxylic acid cycle; carbohydrate metabolic process; citrate metabolic process. The coding region runs from base 56 to 1450 and encodes 464 amino acids. The transcript has 10 exons. The record is from RefSeq and is a predicted model, not a curated record. NCBI's taxonomy places the organism in Eukaryota, Fungi, Basidiomycota, Tremellomycetes, Tremellales, Tremellaceae.
UAUUCAUCUUUUCUAUCUCGUCUAUCUCGUCUACUGUCUCUCGUUCCAAAACAACAUGAGCUUCAUCUCUGCUCGUUCGGCUCUCAAGGCGCAACUCCGCCCUUCUCUCGCACGAACUUUCGCUUCUACUCCCGUUGCCCAUGCUCAGUCUCUCAAGGAUCGCAUGACGGAACUUAUUCCUAGAGAAAUCGAGAAUGUCAAAGCUGUCCGAGCAGCCUAUGGUAACAAGAGUUUUGGGGAGACGACAGUGGAUCAAGCUUAUGGUGGGAUGAGAGGGAUCAAAGGACUCAUCUGGGAAGGUUCCGUCCUCGAUGCCGAUGAAGGAAUCCGUUUCCGUGAACUCACCAUCCCCGAAUGUCAAGAAAAACUCCCCGCUGCUCCUGGUGGAUCAGAACCAUUGCCCGAAUCUCUCUUUUGGCUCCUUCUCACCGGAGAGGUGCCGACUCCUGAACAAGUCAAAGGUCUCAGUCAAGAAUGGGCUGCUAGGGCAGAGAUUCCAAAAUUCGUAGAAGAGUUGAUUGAUCGGUGCCCGAACACAUUGCACCCAAUGUCUCAAUUUUCUUUGGCUGUGACUGCUCUCAACCACGACUCAGCCUUUGCCAAGGCUUACUCAGACGGUGUUCACAAGCGCGAAUACUGGAAGACGACCUUCGACGAUUCUAUGGAUCUCAUUGCCAAAUUACCUGCUAUCGCCGGUAGGAUCUUCCGUAAUGUCUACGGCGACGGUAAACUUCCCGCUAUCGACCAGAACAAAGAUUACAGUGCAAACUUGGCCACUUUGCUUGGCUUUGGUGACAUUCCCGAGUUCGUUGAACUGAUGAGGUUGUACAUUACCAUUCACUCGGAUCACGAGGGUGGUAAUGUGUCUGCUCACACUGGUCACUUGGUCGGUUCUGCCCUCUCUGACCCUUUCCUGUCCUACGCUGCGGCUCUCAACGGUCUCGCUGGUCCUCUUCACGGUCUCGCCAACCAAGAAGUGCUCCGUUGGGUUCAGAAAAUGCGUUCCCAAAUCGGCGAAACACCGUCGGACGAGAAAGUCGCCGAAUAUGUAUGGUCUACGCUCAAAGGCGGGCAAGUCGUCCCUGGGUAUGGACAUGCCGUCUUGAGGAAGACUGAUCCACGUUACACCGCUCAGCGAGAGUUUGCCCUCAAACAUCUUCCCGAUGACCCCCUCUUCAAGCUUGUCGGUCAAUUGUACAAGAUCGUUCCUAACAUUCUGCUUGAAGCUGGUAAAGCGAAGAACCCUUGGCCCAAUGUCGACGCUCACUCUGGUGUCUUGCUCACAUAUUACGGAUUGCAUCAACAAGAUUUCUACACUGUUCUCUUUGGUGUCUCGCGUGCAUUCGGUGUUGCCGCUCAACUCAUCUGGGAUCGUGCUCUGGGCAUGCCUCUCGAACGCCCCAAGUCGUACUCUACCGCAGCUAUCAAGAAGAUGUUCGAAGGCAAAUAAAUCUAUUGAUUGUCUUGUAUCUCUCGGUAUCACCCAUGACUGGAGCGAUUUUGGAUCUAGUGAUAGAGGAUGGAGAUAUGGGAGAGAUGUGCGUUAUGUCUUUGGGCAACGAUCAGAGGUCAUAUGCAGCUUUUACCAAUUG